CGAAGCUGACGACCAGCAUAGAUGAGCUUGCACAACUUGUCGCCAGCUCAUUCAUUAACUAUAUCAUGCGCUUCUGGUCGGUCGUAACAGCACUGCUGCUUCCCCUAAGCACGCUUGCUGUUUUUGCCGACGAAGCAUACCAGGUCGAUUACCAUCACGCCCUCCUUGGCAUUCCUCGCGAAGAUAAUACCUUCGUCCACAUUCCCAUCGCGUCCACCAAAGCAGCACUUAUAUACACACUCAGUGAGAAGAACAUAGUCGGAGCCGUCAACCCGAAAGACGGUAGCAUAGUAUGGAGACAGCAAUUGCGGACUGGAUCAACGGCCAAGGCGCUGCUGAGAGCGUCUGCAGACGGUGACAAUAUCGUUGUGACAGGAGUCGAUGGGCAGGCAGCUGCUUGGCAGGCGAGCGAUGGACGGCUCAUAUGGAGUCAUGAAUUCGAGGGUACCAUCGGGGACGUGCAGUUUUUGGAGCUUGCGCAGGACGGCAGCACGACCGGAGCAAAGGAUGUUCUUUUGCUCUACCAGGGAGCCAAUACCGUGGUUGAAAGAAGAGAUGCGGACACAGGGACGUUGAAAUGGCAGCUCGUUGAUGCGAGUGGAGACAAGCCGUACAAACUUGGUCUGACAGGUACCACUGUGCAUCUUGUUGCUUUACAUGGAGCUAUGCUGGGCGGAUAUAAGGUCAAGGUCACCAACAUCGACGCCGUGACCGGUCAGAAGACGGACCAACACAUCGUCUCGGAUAGCGAUCUGCUGUCUUCAGACGACAUUCUGUUCGUCGGUGCGGGCACAGCAGCUCCCAUUGUGGCGUGGACAGAAAAGUCUUUCAAGACGGUCAAGGUCAAUCUGUUAGGCUCAAAGACUGUGGUAAAUCUGGCCGUGGACAAGAAGGGGGAAGAGAUUCAGCGGAUUCAGCUCCACGCCCCACGCACCAUUAACGCACUGCCACACUUCCUGGUGCAGUACACCUCCACCGACAGCCACUGGGCAGACGUUUAUCACAUUGAAAUCGCGAAAGGAACGAUUGAAAAGGCAUACAGCUUGCCAAAGCUGGCUGGACAAGGAGUUUUCGCGACGAGCACAUCAGAUGCUAACGUCUACUUUACACGCAUUUCUCAAGGCGCCCUCACGGUGACUUCAUCCACAUCUCACGGUAUUAUCGAGCGUUACAUGCUUCAGCAGAUUGUUCCGACCGUCUUUGGCGAGACGAAACCCGUAUUUUCUGUGGCAGAAGUUAUGACCCGGCCAGAUGGCCGAGUAGCUGUUAGGGCUGCCUUGCUUCUAUCAACUGGUGACUGGGCACUCUUGCUGAACGGCGAACUGGCUUGGUCAAGGCCAGAGGUCCUGACAUUAGCGGAUUCUGCGGUUUUCACGAUGCCAGCACAGGAGGAGCGACUGGCCAAAGAGCUGGCUAUCGAGGAGCAUGCUUCCAUGCGUGCGGCCUACGUUCACAGGCUGAAACGCCAUAUUGCAGAGUUGAAGGGUUUCCCCUCAUGGUUGAGUCAGCAACCCGCUAAGAUUGUGGACUCGGUUAUGGGCAGGAGCUUGUCGAAGAAAGCCGACAAGUUUGGCUUCAAUAGGCGUGUCAUCGUUUCUACCUACAACGGUCGCCUCGUGGCGCUUGACACUGGCAAUGAUGGCCAGAUCGCUUGGAACAGACCUGUUCCUGAGUUUACAUUAGGAGACAAACCGGCGAGAUUAGAAGCACCCUCACCUGGAUUGUUGCGUGUCAAGACAGCCAAAGGCAACUGGAUCCUUGAUUUGACCGGAAAUGUCCUUAGAGCAGACGAAACCUCGAAAGAACAAGCUCAGAGUGGAACUCGCAUCAGUUACGACAUGGUAGACGGCCAACUCCAGGGGUUCCUCGGUGAAGACAAGAAGUCCUCGAUUUGGACUUUCAGACCGGCCGCUGGUGAGCGGAUCCUAAGCGUUACUCCGCGGCCCUCUGAAGAUCCUGUAGCCCAGAUUGGUAUCGUUCUAGGCGACCGUCGUGUGCUGUAUAAAUACCUCAACCCCAACCUCGCCUUGAUCAUGAGCGCAAACGAUGCGGCGAGCACUUUGACGGCUACGCUCAUUGACUCUGUGUCGGGUAACGUCUUACAUGAAGCUAAGCACACGAGCGUCGACAUCAGCCACCCAGUGGCCGCGGUGUUGUCCGAGAACUGGCUCGCGUACACGUACACCUUGAGAGCUGGACCGCUCACGCCGUCCAGGGGCCACAUACUCGUUUCGUCACAUCUUUUUGAGUCUGCCUCGCCGAACGAUCGCGGUGCUCUCGGUGCAAGCAAAAAUUACUCGAGUCUCAUGCCUCAGAUUGCAGACCCAGGAACGCCAUAUAUUUUAUCCCAAUCCUUCCAUAUCCCGGAGGAGGUCUCCUCACUGGCCGUCAGCCACACCCGCCAAGGCAUAACUUCCCGCAUGCUGAUGGCCGUAUUACCCGACAGCGACUCCAUUGUGGGUAUUCCGGUGCUUCUUCUUGACCCUCGACGACCUGUAGGUCGCGAUCCGAAUUCGCAAGAACAAAUGGAAGGCUUAUCACGGUACGCACCCUUUUUGGACUUCAAUCCACACUGGUAUCUCAACCACAAGCGUGAGGUUGUGGGUAUUGAGAAAGUCCUUGCCAGUCCCGCUGUGCUGGAGAGCACUAGUUUAGUCUUCGCCUAUGGAACGGAUGUUUUUGGGACAAGAGUCACACCAAGUAUGAGCUUUGAUGUGCUGGGCAAGGACUUCAAUAAACUGCAAAUGCUCGCUACGGUGGCUGCUUUAUUUGUGGCUGUGCUCUUCGUGGCACCUUUGGUUAAGCGAAAACAGAUCAACAUGCGCUGGGCCUUAUGAAGCGAAUAUAUACCAAUAGAUAAUGUAAAACUAUGGUCUUUUUUUUUUACUGAAUAUCUGCCCUUCAAGUUCCUAGGGCGAGAUUGCCAAACGAAGAUGUACACGGUGUCGAG
Molecule: messenger RNA, 2950 nt
Organism: Verruconis gallopava
Lineage: Eukaryota; Fungi; Ascomycota; Dothideomycetes; Venturiales; Sympoventuriaceae
Exons: 2
Coding region: 66-2837 (923 amino acids)
Biological process (GO): protein folding in endoplasmic reticulum
Cellular component (GO): EMC complex
Molecular function (GO): protein binding
Source: RefSeq, a predicted model, not a curated record